AUCGAUAUGUGCUCUAAACAAACAAACAUGUAAUUAUUAUUAAUUAAAAUACGGAGAGUUCAUGUACCCCAAAACACAUAGUUUAGUGAUCCACCGAAAUGAGCGUGUGGCCAAGAUAUCCAAAUACCAGACUAAGCCUGUAGCAUUAUUAAUAUUGUGGUCUUAUUGAGGACUUUUGCAAUGCUGAGUGCGGAUCGGGAUUCGGUGGAGGAAGCAAAUGGAUCGUGCUCCACCUGGAAAUUCCGUUGCAGUGUGGCCAGGUGCCCAUACAGGACGAACAGACCUUAUAACCUGGCGCGUCAUGAGGAGUCCCACGUUGGUAUUACACAGUCCAAGCUGUACGGAUGCCCCGUUUGCUUUUACAGUACCGACAAGGCGUCGAACCUGAAGCGGCAUGUGUCCAUCAAGCAUCCUGGGUGCAAGAAGCGCCCUCCGGAAGUGCAGCAACAGCAUCGCAAUGCCAAGUUGCAGUGCCUGGUGAUGGGCUGUAGAUACGAGACAAAUCGUCCAUACGACCUCAAGCGCCACUUGAUGGUGCACAACAAUCCGGAGAAGAGCCACAGGACGUUCAAGUGCUCCCUUUGCACCUACAGCUCCGACAGAAAGGCCAAUCUCAAGCGGCACCACGAGCUACGCCAUUCGGGCAUAGAGGAGGCCAUUCAAACUGCGGAGGAACUGCGCCAGGAGAUGUUGCUGGAGAAGCAAAUGCUGAAGGAACAAAAGCUAAAAUAUCAGAUCACAGAGAAGCAGGAUUUGAAAAAUCUAAAGUUAAAGGAACAAAAGCAGAAGGUGCAAAUGCUGAGGGAUCAGCAAUCGAAACUAAGACAAACGAAACAACAGAUGCAGGAGGACCAGAGUCCUGUGCUGAAUCAGCAGCUGGAGCACGGAGAUAUUCCUUUGAAAGAAGACCUUUUAGGCAGUAUGCAACACGACGAGGAAAGUUUGGAAUUUGCUUACGAGGAACUGCAGGAGGAGGAGCAGCCGCCCAUCAUCACCAUUUGCAACCCGCAGAUUCUCCAUGGAGACAUCCGCGAUAAGCAUGUUAUCGCUGUCAACGUUGAUGGCCAGUUGCGAUGGUUCCAGUCAAUAGAUCCGCCGCCGGGAGCUCCAACAAAACUGGACCUGCCUAUAAAGAGCACUUCAAUUUCUGUCCAGCAGCAAAUGGACGAAUUAGACGAUGAGUUGGCCCAGUCCCUUGCCGAAGAAGAUCAGCAGGAUGAGUUUCUUGUGCCAAUGCUGAGCGGAGAGGAACCAGUCAAAAUAAAACAAUCAUCGCUGACAGAUCUGGCAUGGAGUUGGAGUACGCCGGAUGCUGUGCAUCAUAUAAGUCCCAAAGGGGAAGUCAAGGAGAAGCUUAGAACUGACGAUGCAGAUACAGAUUUUCCAGAUUGGUGGGAUGAUGGCAAGUACACAAAGAUGCAUAAGAACCAAACAUUUGCAAAUCACUCGAAGAAGCCGUCGCAGGAGAAUGUGCAGCGCAUUCUGCGCAUUAUCUAUGACAUUUACUACAAACCCUUCAAGGAAGAUCGCAAGCAGUUCGAGGCAUUUCAAAUUAAGGACUCCUGGCUGUGCGCGACUCGAAUGACUCGCAUGCAGAUAAUCAAGGACAUGUACUCUAAACAGGGCACGUUAAGUCAAACAUGAUGAUAAAAAAUGUAUCAUCCACUUAGUAUUUGUAUUGGUGAGAAGAAGAAUACCAUUAAGUUGUACAGUUUACUGUUUAAAGUGUAAAGUUAACGAAUUAAGAAAAUCCCAAGUACUUUAGCACUAGUAAAUUUAACCCUUAAUAUAAGCCCAAAAUCAAGUAUAGGAAUAGUUUAAACAGGAAAGAAUAAUAUAGUCGAGAUGCCCAACUAUCAGAUACCCUUUACUCUGCUAAUGUGAAUGCGAAAGCGAAAUUGAACGGGAUUGAUAUAGGGAAAAAAAUGAGAAAAAAUUUAAAAAUUGUUCAAAAAAGUAUGCGUGACCGGAUUUGCGGCUUUAGGUCGUUAGAGUGGGCGUGGCAAAAAGUUUUUUGGCAAAUGGAUAGAAAUUUAACCGACUAAUAAAAUUAUGAAAAUAUA
Molecule: messenger RNA, 2063 nt
Organism: Drosophila sechellia
Lineage: Eukaryota; Metazoa; Arthropoda; Insecta; Diptera; Drosophilidae
Gene: her
Product: hermaphrodite
Exons: 3
Coding region: 181-1644 (487 amino acids)
Biological process (GO): regulation of transcription by RNA polymerase II
Cellular component (GO): nucleus
Molecular function (GO): DNA-binding transcription factor activity, RNA polymerase II-specific; sequence-specific DNA binding
Source: RefSeq, a predicted model, not a curated record